Messenger RNA from Carassius carassius (crucian carp), 1815 nucleotides. Its product is annotated as GDP-L-fucose synthase-like. The transcript is spliced from 10 exons. Bases 375 to 1364 code for a protein of 329 amino acids. The record is from RefSeq and is a predicted model, not a curated record. Gene Ontology annotation, molecular function: GDP-L-fucose synthase activity. Gene Ontology annotation, biological process: nucleotide-sugar biosynthetic process. NCBI's taxonomy places the organism in Eukaryota, Metazoa, Chordata, Actinopteri, Cypriniformes, Cyprinidae.
CUACAUGUAAGAGCCAAUCACGAACUGGUUAAUUCAACACGUCACCGCAGCUGCAUUUAAAAGCUCCGGUUUCCAUAGAAACAACAAGUGUUCUGAGAAACACGUUUAGCAGUGCGCAUGCGCACUGACCGGACUAACCGGAUAUUUACGCCUAUACCGCUAUUUUGGAGCAGGAAACAAUGUAUUGUACGGCGCGUGUCGGAUUGUUUUCCUGAAUAGGAAUAUGUUAUUUAAACGAACUUGAGAAACAGUUUUUGGCAUCUCGGUAUUUCCACAUUCAAGUAGAUAAGAGUUGAUUUGGACAGCGGCCCGGAUGCGAUGAAAAUAUGGCCACCGAGUGAACCGACUUUACAAGAAACGGACUUUAAACUAUAAUGACACCAGAGAGCAGCCAGAUGAACGGGUCAGUCGGGCCGAUGCGAGUGUUGGUGACGGGCGGCAGUGGGCUGGUGGGGCGAGCGAUAGAACGGCUGGUGAAAGAAGAGGGCGAAAACAGAGAAGGAGAAGAAUGGAUAUUCCUGACAUCCAAAGAUGCCAAUCUUCUGAGCGCUGAAGAGACGAGAGCAGUCUUCGAGAAACAUCGUCCGACGCACGUCAUUCAUUUAGCUGCGAUGGUGGGCGGACUCUUCAGAAACAUGAGACAGAACCUGGACUUCUGGAGGAAUAAUGUGUUUAUCAAUGACAACGUGCUGAAGGCGGCUCAUGAGUUCGGAGUGCUGAAGGUCGUUUCUUGCCUUUCCACGUGUAUCUUUCCAGAUAAAACUGCUUACCCUAUAGAUGAGACUAUGAUUCACAACGGUCCGCCUCAUGAGUCUAAUUUUGGUUAUGCUUACGCCAAACGCAUGAUUGAUGUCCAGAACAGGGCGUUAUUUCAGCAGUACGGUCUGCGAUACACAGCCGUCAUCCCCACUAAUGUAUUUGGACCCCAUGACAACUUCAACAUUGAUGACGGUCACGUCCUGCCGGGGUUGAUCCACAAGACCUACCUGGCAAAGAAGGAAGGUAAACCUCUGCAGGUCUGGGGUUCGGGUCGUGCUCUGCGUCAGUUCAUCUAUUCUCUGGAUCUGGCUCGUCUGUUUGUGUGGGUUCUGAGGGAGUACGACGAGGUGGAGCCCAUCAUUCUCUCAGUGGGAGAAGAGGAUGAGUUGUCCAUAAAGUUUGCUGCGGACGCUGUGGUCGAAGCGUUGGGGUUCAAGGGUGACGUGAUUUAUGACACUAGUAAAGCAGACGGUCAGUUCAAGAAAACUGCCAGUAACGCCAAACUACGCAAAUACCUGCCAGACUUCAAGUUCACGCCGUUCAAACAAGCCAUCCAGGAGACGUGUGAUUGGUUUGUGGCAAAUUAUGACUCCGCCCGUAAAUGAAACUCUUCACAUCUGAUUGUCUGCGGGGAGCUUGGACACUGUUGCUUGAAACUUGAACAACACUUGAACAUUUUUACAAAGACAAUCUCAUGGACCACUGCCAUCUAAACCCUCUUUUCAUGCCAAUUUAAAGUUUUCUUUCUUCAUUUUACAAGAAUGCAGUUACUAAAUCUGCACAAUGCUGCGUUUUUAAAUGCAUUUAUUAAUGCAUAAACUGCUUCAGACGGCGCCAUCUAGCGGCUACGCGCGGGACAUCCUUAGUAUCUCAACCGAGGUUUAAAAUUAAACCCCAAAUUAAAGCAAAAACCUGCAUUGGUGAGUAUUUUUCAUUUUAACAAUGCAUGGAUGUAAGAACUCAGUAAGUAGUGCUGUUAUGAAAUCACAAAAGCAAUAUGUAAGUAUAUGGUCCAAAACAAUAGGUGUUCACAUUUAACGCUGAAGACGUUUUCUG